UUUCCCGCCAUCACUGCACCCUCUCUCAAUAAGCGCCCAACUCACUUUUUCUGUCUUUGUGAAAGGCAUGGUCAGAAACGUGUCCAACAAGUUCGACUUGCCCGACAAUCCAGAAUAUCUUGACUUCCCCCGCAGCGACGGUGACUCGAGCCGUUGGCCUCCACAUGAGCAGACCGUGCGCGUUGUGGGCGAGGAUGGGCAUGUGGACUAUAUGCAGUAUACGCCUAUAGAUGCGGGCGUGUGUGUCAGAUGGCGGUUCGUUGCUGGUCAGGCCGUCGCUCGCUACUUGGGCUUGCCUGAGGGCAAGAACUAUGUGCUCAGAGACUGGCCAGCUGGAUAUCGAAUGUAUGACCACCACAAAGGGCCAGAACACGGCCCGAGGCACGACAUGUACCUCUUUGGUGGGCGAAGAGGCCCUUUCUCUUUUGUGCAGACCGCUCAUCGAAGAGCAGGCUCAACCAGCCGCUACCGCUCCAUCAACGAGUUCAUCCCCCAUGCGCACUGGCUCAUGUCCGACCCGACGAUGAACACCGCGAACUGCAUCUGCAAGUACUGCCAGCGCACGCCCCAGCGGCUCAUCACGCAGACGAUGACCCAGGCGAACGUGCUGCCCGCGCGCGGGAGCGGCGGGAUGUACGCGGGGAAGCCCAAGGUCGCGCGCCUGCGCAACAUGCCCCAGAAGCCCGCGGCGGCGACGCGGCUGCACGUCAGCGUCCAACGCCCGCUCAAGCCGCUGCGCCCGAGCUCGGGCGUGGACCGCACGCCGAUGAACCAGGAUAGGAACCACGACCUGCGCGUGCUGCACGCUAGCGCGCACCGGCGGUUCAAGCGCUGGUUCCGGGACGGGGAGAUCGUCUGGGGCGCGCUGAGGACGCCCAUAGCCGGAGAGGGACCCCCGAUAUCCACCUGGCCGUGCAUCGUCGAAGACUGCAACCUCCAUACGAGUACUAGACCCCGCACGGCGGAGGAUCCGCCAGGCCCCGUCCCCUGGAUCAGCGAGCAGUCCGUGCGCUACCGCCUCCGCUGCCUCGCCGUCUCGCACAUCCUCUUCGUCAACGAGGACGGCGUGCUCCCCUACCUCGCCCACGGCGCCGACGGCGUCAUGGACUGGGCCCGCACGCAGCCGCGCGACCGCUUCAAGUUCGACGAGGACACCUUGUACAGCGUCAACCCCUCCCCCGCGCCCGACGCCGCGGACGCGCCGCCGCCGGACUACAUCGACGCCGUGUCCGCGUACAUAUUCGCCGUGCAGAUCGCGGGCGAGCACUCGUACUUCUGGACGCCCACGGACGAGUGGGAGUUCCGCUAUCACGCGCCCGCGCACCGUUCGGGCUCGGGCUCGCGCGACAAGUCGAAGGAGCGAGGCGCGUCCGCGCCGGGGAGCCUGCAGGCCGCGCUGAAUGCCGCCGCCGCGAACAACGAGCGCGUCGAGCGCGAGACCUCGCGCGCGCCGUCGCAGGACGCCGCGGGGGUGGAGCCCGACAUGCCCGCGGACGAGCUCGACGAGGUGCGCACCCGCAUCCUCGGCGACGAGCGCCCCGGGAAGGCGCACACCCAGGUGCGCUACCAGGGCCUCUGGUGGGGCCCCGAGCGGAUCUGGGUCGACGACCUCGUGCGGCUCAAGGUGCCCCGGCAGGCCCUCGCGCCGCACGGCGCGCCGCAUAUUUACGCGCCCGCGCCGCCGUCCGCGCACGUCGUGGAGAUCGCGCGCGCGCGGAACGUGCCGCUGCCGCCGGAGCAGAUGGGCGCGAUCGCGCGCUCGGUGUUCAUGCGGCUCUCGGCGCUGGUCGUGGUGGAGUACGAGCGCGGGGGGAAGAGGACGAAGGAGUGCCGGGCGGUGGGGGAGCUGUACGAGCUGGCGGAUGAGGGGUAUGAGGAGCCGGAGCCUGCGCUGCGCGCGCAGGAGAAGGUGCCGGAGUCGGGAUCGCAGCAGCCACCCCAGGCGGCCACCUCCCAAGCAGGCCCAUCGCAAGCAGGCCCAUCACAAGCAAACCCACCCAACGCAGACCCCCCAUCCAACGCCACCGCCAAACCCGCCCCCGGCGACGUCCUCUCCGGCCCCCUCUGGAACGACCGCUUCCCCCUCCCCCCGCCGCCCGCCGCCUACCGCUGGCGCCGCAUCACGCACCCCGGCUUCGAGGCCGUCGUGUCCCUCCCCGUGCUCAGCGGCCGCUACUACCCCGGCAUCCUCCAGCACCCCCUCCUGCGGGACGAGAUGGAGCGGGUGAUGAGCGAGAUGGACGCGGCGUCGCCGCUGUUGGAGCUGGAGGGCCUGACGAGCGCGUUCUCGUGCGCGCUGGAGCCGUUUAAGUUCAAGCAGGUGAGGGAGCAGCAGUUGGUGGCGGCGGAUCAGGUGGCGAGGGAGGUGUUGGCGAGUUAUGGAGAGGAGGAGGAAGAAGAGGAGGAAGGGAAUGCGAUGGAGGUUGAUGAGGUAGGGGAUGUGGAGAUGGGGGACGCUGGGCCAUGACACUGUAGCCCCCUUGCGUAUGUAUCUUUGACAUCUUGCACGGCCUUCUUGCUUGCGAAUAUUCUGACUGGAGAGAGAUUGUCUAUCCUCAAGCCGACUUCCCGGACAUGCGCUCCAUGGUGCAAACUCGAGAAUGAAGAUAGGAUAAUCGCGAGGUAUCAUCAUGACGCAUAUCUGCGGUACAAAAUAGUGUUACACAGUACAAUAGUAAACCCGAAGCAAGAGAGAUACGUAGACACAUGGACGGACCAACCCAGAGAUCAUGUCCGAGUCGCGACGAGGUCAACGAAGGCCUGGCGCACCGAGAUGAUGAAGCCGUAGAUAUCCUGCGUCUUAUUUAGCCGGUCUAGGAGUAUAGGCAGGGUGGGUAAUGGCGGGGUGGAGGUGGGG
Molecule: messenger RNA, 2857 nt
Organism: Schizophyllum commune H4-8
Lineage: Eukaryota; Fungi; Basidiomycota; Agaricomycetes; Agaricales; Schizophyllaceae
Exons: 2
Coding region: 68-2467 (799 amino acids)
Biological process (GO): silent mating-type cassette heterochromatin formation
Cellular component (GO): rDNA heterochromatin; SHREC complex
Source: RefSeq, a predicted model, not a curated record